AUGCUACAGUUCAAAUUGGUGCUACUGGGGGACUCGUCCGUUGGAAAAUCGUCUAUAGUACAUAGAUUUGUAAAGGACUCUUUCGAUGAGUUCAGAGAAAGCACAAUCGGAGCGGCUUUUCUGUCGCAAACUGUCAAGCUCGGGAAACAUGAUGAUGUUACUAUCAAGUUCGAAAUUUGGGAUACUGCAGGUCAGGAAAGGUACAAGUCCUUGGCUCCCAUGUACUACAGAAACGCCAACGCAGCACUUAUAGUAUACGAUGUGACCCAGCCGGGUUCUCUCCUCAAAGCUCAAAGCUGGGUAGAGGAACUCAAACACAAGGUGGGAGACCAGGAUCUGGUGAUCUGUUUGGUGGGUAACAAGCUCGAUUUGUGCGCGGAGGAUCCCAAUGCCCGUCAGGUGGAUAUUGACGACGCUCAGGCAUAUGCUCAAGAAAAGCACUUGCUGUUUCAUGAGGUAAGUGCGAAGACAGGUGUGGGUGUGGCACAGAUCUUUCAAGAAAUGGGCGAAAAAGUCUACGAACAAAAAACGGCGGAAUCCGCUGCAGCAGCUGCUUCUCGCCCACGUAAGGCAGUUAAUGUUGAGCUGCAGAGACCAUCCACCAACGAUUCCACCACCUGCUGUGCUUAA
Molecule: messenger RNA, 630 nt
Organism: Lachancea dasiensis
Lineage: Eukaryota; Fungi; Ascomycota; Saccharomycetes; Saccharomycetales; Saccharomycetaceae
Source: the annotation of a GenBank genome assembly